Molecule: messenger RNA, 2164 nt
Organism: Lampris incognitus (smalleye Pacific opah)
Lineage: Eukaryota; Metazoa; Chordata; Actinopteri; Lampriformes; Lampridae
Gene: dkk3a
Product: dickkopf WNT signaling pathway inhibitor 3a
Exons: 7
Coding region: 77-898 (273 amino acids)
Biological process (GO): negative regulation of canonical Wnt signaling pathway; multicellular organism development
Cellular component (GO): extracellular region
Molecular function (GO): receptor antagonist activity; co-receptor binding
Source: RefSeq, a predicted model, not a curated record
UGCGUCCUGCGCGCUGCGUCCUACUGCUGCGUCCUGCGUCUUGCUGCUGCACGGCACACGCGGCAGAUGCGGCACGAUGUUGCGGUGGGUCCUGCUGGUUCUGGCUCUCGUGACACCCGUCUACGGCAUUCUCCCUGAGAUAGUGGACUCGGGCUUGAAUCAGAUUCUGGAGGAUGAUUCCGUCCGCAGACAAACGGAGUUGGACAACAUGACGGAGGAGCAGGGCGAGCUCCCUCAGACAGACAACCACAGCACCAGGCCGACCCACCCUCCCAGUCUGGAUGGCAAACGCAGUUCUGAAGAGGAGGCUGGCCGUCCAUCACACACGGCAGAGGAGGAGACAAGCCGUACAGAGGAAACGGAGAGCCGCCUUGGCACAACCAUCAUCCAGUCCAACGAAAAUGUCAUCAAGCAUCAGUGUGUUACUGACCAGGACUGUCAGAAAGGCCACUUCUGCCUGCAGGAGGCGCAGGAGUCUAAAUGUCGGCCAUGCAAAGCGCUCGAUGUGCCCUGUACGCAGGAUGUGCAGUGCUGUGAUGGACAGCUGUGUGUUUGGGGCCAGUGCAGUCAAAAUGCCACUAAAGGAGAAGCUGGCAGCAUUUGCCACCACCAGGAGGACUGUCGCCCCGAUCUGUGCUGUGCUUUUCAUAAAGCCCUGCUGUUCCCCAUCUGCUCCGCCAGACCCAUUGAACGUGAACGCUGCUACGCUCCAUCCAACCACUUGAUGACGCUGUUCUCUUGGGGCUCCGAGCGCCGGGAGCCCGUGGACCACUGCCCCUGUGCCGGGGACCUCCAGUGCGAGUCCCUUGGGAGAGGUUCCCUCUGCCUGCAGAGCCAGAGCUCCAGCGAAGAAGACCUGACAGACUCUCUUUAUUCAGAGAUAGACUACAUAGUGUAGACAGGGCAGACUAAGGGGGAAAUAAACAUAACCCCCCAUAAAAACCUCAACAUUAACCUUUACUGUUCUGGUGGUUACCUGUCCAGUGCUUUGUUGUGGAGCAGCAUUUUUGGGGGGGGGGGGUGGCGGUUAAUCCAGAACAGCAGAAUUUAUAAACCUAUAAACAUUUACAGGAGCAGUUUGUGAAACAGAGAGCCGUGCCUCACUUUGGACGCUUCAGCAGUCUGCUCAGGUGAAACGAGACAUACACAAAGACAACAGUGAAACUGCAUCUGGAAAUGUGAAGCCGCCCUUUCCAGUCGGCUGUCAUGGUGCACCAGCAGAGGACACGGUCAUGUCACCUUCUACAGUGCUGGCUACAAUGACCACAGUGGCUUGUGUAGGUAGCGUUAAGUCUUGGAUUUAUAACCACAAUGCAAGUAAAAAUAUGAAGCAAAAUAUCACCUGAGGUUUUAUUUUAAAAAUAUAUCAUCUGGUUACCGUCAGUUUCUGAAUUACAGUUUAGCUCACUAACGUUAGCUAGCCAAAGCUAAUGUUUGCCUUACCUUACAUUAGCUAUAUUAUGUUAGCUAGCUGAUAGCGCGCCCUUUUAUUUCCAGUGUUAGCUGAAUAGCUAGCUAGCUGUGCCAUGGCUUGGUAUUUCAUGACCAAUAUAAAAUGUCACAUAUUAUCUAAUGUUAGCUAACGCUGGUGCUCAGUCAGCAGUGGGACAACAGAGGAUUAGCUGUUGAUGUUUUGACGUCAAUGUGGUGAUACACAAUUGAGGGUAGAGUCACCAGGGGCUGCUGCUCCUUUAAGGCAGACGUUCAGAGUGCUGACGUAGGCACUGCUUAGAGUUUCCGGGGUGGAGCCAUGUUGGCAGCAGCCUAGCGGUUGGUUAGCUGGUUGCCAGGAGAGAUUGUGCUGUAUCAGUGUCGUUUUGUGUGGCGAGUAAACGGAAUUGACUCGACUCGAUCUCUCCGUCUCCUCAUUCCUGCACUCCCACACCAACAUGGAGUCUAUUGUUUCAUUUCAGGCCGGAUGCGGAUGUCUGCCACUGCUGUAUUGUUGUCCAUUUGAUAAAUGAACUUGAAACUUGAGUGCUCUGGCUGUGACCCUUUAACCUUUCCACCUAUUGGUUGCUUCUUGCAACGGUGGUCUUACAAUAAAAUAUUAUUUUACUGUUGUGGUCAUUGUGCGAGGGUUUAAGGACAAGAUGUUGUGUUGCUGUAAAGCCCCUUGAGGCAAAUGUAUAAUUUGUGAUAUUGGGCUAUAGAAAUAAAACUG